Choloepus didactylus (southern two-toed sloth) is the source of this 6748-nucleotide messenger RNA. RefSeq names its product RAB3 GTPase activating non-catalytic protein subunit 2 (gene RAB3GAP2). Gene Ontology annotation, biological process: regulation of GTPase activity. NCBI's taxonomy places the organism in Eukaryota, Metazoa, Chordata, Mammalia, Pilosa, Megalonychidae. The record is from RefSeq and is a predicted model, not a curated record.
UGCGUGGCUAAAGCUAUCCGGGCACCACGGAAGCAGCGGAGGAGUGUUGGGGGGCAGGGCGUGGGGAGGUGAAGUGAGUGCCAGAGUGGGGUUUCCUGGAACCAUGGCCUGCUCCUUGGUUCAGUUCUGCUACUUCCAGGACCUCCAGGCCGCCCGGGACUUCCUCUUCCCUCACCUGCGGGAGGAGACCUCCAGCGGUGCCGUGCGGAGGGACCCCAGUAAAUCAGCAAACUGGGAAGAUGAUGGUUGGGGAGCAUGGGAAGAAACAGAACCCCAAGAACCUGAAGAAGAAGGAACCACUUGCAAAACACAAAAAACUUCCUGGCUUCAGGAUUGUGUUUUAUCCCUAUCUCCAACCAAUGAUCUUAUGGUUAUAGCUCGGGAGCAAAAAGCUGUAUUUUUAGUGCCAAAAUGGAAAUAUAGUGAUAAAGGAAAGGAAGAAAUGCAGUUUGCUAUUGGUUGGAGUGGUUCUUUAAAUGUUGAAGAAGGCGAAUGUGUAACCAGUGCUCUAUGUAUUCCACUGGCAAGCCAAAAGAGGAGUUCCACUGGACGCCCUGAUUGGACUUGCAUUGUUGUGGGCUUCAUUUCAGGUUAUGUACGAUUCUACACUGAGAAUGGUGUAUUAUUGCUUGCACAACUUUUGAAUGAGGACCCAGUGCUACAGCUUAAAUGCAGGACCUAUGAAAUCCCACGGCAUCCUGGAGUGACAGAGCAGAAUGAAGAGCUGGAGUAUCUUAUACCAGCUGCUAUUGUAACUAUUGACGGAUUUAGUCUCUUUCAGUCUCUUCGUGCUUGUCGAAAUCAAGUAGCAAAAGCUGCAGCAUCAGGUAAUGAGAACAUACAACCACCACCAUUAGCUUAUAAGAAAUGGGGUCUACAAGAUAUUGACACUAUUAUUGAUCAUGCUAGUGUUGGUAUUAUGACUCUGUCCCCAUUUGAUCAAAUGAAGACUGCCUCCAAUAUAGGUGGAUUUAAUGCAGCAAUUAAAAACAGUCCACCUGCCAUGUCUCAGUAUAUCACCGUAGGGUCCAAUCCGUUUACCGGCUUCUUCUAUGCUUUAGAGGGAAGCACACAACCAUUAUUAUCUCAUGUUGCACUAGCAGUUGCAAGUAAACUCACUUCUGCUUUAUUUAAUGCUGCCAGUGGUUGGCUCGGUUGGAAAAGUAAGCAUGAAGAGGAAGUUAUCCAAAAGCAAAAGCCAAAGGUUGAACCGGCUACACCAUUAGCUGUAAGAUUUGGACUUCCAGAUUCUAGACGCCAUGGUGAAAGUUUAUGUCUGUCUCCAUGUAACACACUGGCAGCAGUAACUGAUGAUUUCGGCAGAGUUAUUUUAUUGGAUGUAGCUAGAGGAAUUGCGAUACGCAUGUGGAAAGGAUACCGAGGUGCAGAACUUGGGUGGAUCCAAAUUGUAGAGGACCUCCACGAAAGAGUACCAGAAAAGGUGGAUUUUUCCCCCUUUGGAAAUACUCAGGGGCCAAGUCGGGUAGCUCAGUUCCUUGUGAUCUAUGCACCAAGAAGAGGAAUUUUAGAAGUGUGGAGCACACAGCAGGGACCUAGAGUAGGAGCUUUCAACGUGGGCAAGCAUUGUAGGCUGUUAUAUCCUGGCUAUAAGAUAAUGGGCUUAAAUAAUGUUACCAGCCAGAGUUGGCAGCCACAGACAUACCAGAUCUGUCUUGUUGAUCCUGUAUCUGGAAGUGUGAAAACAGUGAAUGUUCCUUUCCAUUUAGCACUGAGUGAUAAGAAGAGUGAACGAGCCAAGGACAUGCACUUAGUGAAGAAGCUAGCAACCUUACUAAAAACAAAAUCUCCCAAUCUAGAUUUGGUUGAAAUGGAAAUAAGGGAGUUAGUUCUCGAUAUUAAGUACCCUGCAACCAAAAAACAAGCUUUGGAAAGCAUUUUGGCAAGUGAACGCUUACCAUUUUCCUGCCUCAGAAACAUCACUCAGGCUUUAAUGGACAGUUUAAAAAGUCAAGAGCUUGAGUCUGUUGAUGAAGGAUUGCUGCAGUUUUGUGCCAGUAAACUGAAAUUACUCCAUCUUUAUGAGUCUGUCAGUAAAUUAAAUUGCCUUGAUUUUCAUUCAGACACACCAGUCUCUGCUAAUGACUUAGCUGUAUUACUAAGGCUUGAUGAAAAAGAACUGCUUAAGCUCCAGGCACUAUUAGAGAAGUAUAAGCAAGAGAACACCAGGACUACUGUUCGAUUUUCUGAUCAUAAGGAUGGUGUGUUGCCUGUAAAAACAUUCCUGGAAUAUUUAGAAUAUGAGAAAGAUGUGAUCAACAUAAAGAAGAUAAGUGAAGAGGAGUAUGUGGCUUUAGGCAGUUUCUUUUUUUGGAAGUGUUUGCAUGGAGAAAGCUCCACUGAGGAUAUGUGUCACACUUUGGAGUCUGCUGGGCUUAGCCCCCAGAUAUUGUUGUCUCUGCUCCUGAGUGUUUGGCUUUCUAAGGAAAAAGAUAUUUUGGAUAAACCACAGUCUGUCUGCUGUCUUCAUACAAUGCUGUCCCUCCUGAGCAAGAUGAAAGUGGCCAUUGAAGAGACCUGGGAUUCCCAGUCUGUGUCACCUUGGUGGCAGCAAAUGCGCACGGCUUGUAUUCAGUCUGAAAACAAUGGAGCUGCGCUAUUAUCUGCACACGUUGGGCAUUGUGUUGCCACACAGAUAUCAAACAAUAUGACAGAGAAAAAAUUUUCCCAUUCAGUUUUGAGUGCUGAUUCAGAGGGCCUCACUGAUUCCUGGGAGGCCCUUUCUCUUGAUACCGAAUACUGGAAACUCCUGCUGAAACAACUGGAGGAUUGUCUCAUACUUCAGACUCUGCUACACAGCACAGUGAACACUCGAACCUCCACAGUAUCAUCACUGCAGGCUGAGCCACUUCCAAGGCUUUCUGUUAAAAAAUUAUUAGAAGGAGGAAAAGGUGGCAUUGCAGACAGUGUAGCCAAGUGGAUAUUUAAACAAGACUUAAGCCCUGAAAUAUUAGAACUGGCUAUUAAAGUAAGAGAUGUAGAAAACACAGAUCAACCAAAAGAAGAUAUUAACAGAGCUUUCCUUGAAGUGUCAGAGGUGGAGGAGAUGGAUUUAGGAGACAUACCAGACUUGCUGCAUUUAGCCUAUGAACAGUUUCCUUGUAGCCUUGAGCUGGAUGUGCUACACGCACAUUGCUGUUGGGAGUAUGUUGUUCAGUGGAAUAAAGAUCCAGAGGAAGCACGUUUUUUUGUUAGGUCAAUAGAACACUUGAAGCAAAUUCUUAAUGCACAUGUUCAGAAUGGCAUUGCAUUGAUGAUGUGGAAUACGUUCUUAGUUAAAAGGUUUUCUGCUGCUACAUACUUGAUGGAUAAGGUUGGAAAAUCACCAAAGGACAGAUUAUGCCGAAGGGAUGUAGGGAUGAGCGACACAGCAGUGACAUCUUUCCUUGGUUCCUGCUUGAAUCUUCUUCAGACUUUAAUGGAGGCGGAUGUUAACAGGGAUGAAAUGCAAGUGCCAGUCCUGGAUACUGAGGAUGCCUGGCUCUCUGUUGAAGGACCAACCUCAAUAGUGGAACUGGCCCUUGAGCAGAAACAUAUACACUACCCACUGGUGGAGCAUCAUUCCAUCCUGUGCUCUGUCUUGUACGCAGUCAUGAGGUUUGCUCUGAAGACGGUGAAGCCACUUUCACUUUUUGAUAGUAAAGGGAAAAAUGCAUUUUUCAAAGACCUAACUUCAAUUCAGUUAUUACCUAGUGGUGAAAUGGAUCCAAAUUUUAUCUCUAUACGACAACAGUUUUUAUUGAAAGUUGUUAGUGCAGCUGUUCAGGCCCAGCAUUCAGUCGCAAAGGACAAAGAUCCCUCAGAAGAGGCACCAGCCACUCCUUUUGGGAGAGACCAAGAUUGGCCAGUGCUAGCUGUCGAUUUAGCCCAUCACCUGCAAGUUAGUGAAGACGUCGUUAGAAGGCAUUAUGUGGGGGAACUCUACAACUAUGGAGUUGACCACUUAGGAGAAGAGGCCAUUCUACAGGUUCAUGACAAAGAAGUUCUUGCCUCUCAGCUGCUUGUGUUGACGGGGCAAAGGCUGGCUUAUGCACUCCUUCACACGCAGACAAAAGAAGGAAUGGAGCUACUUGCAAGACUUCCACCCACACUCUGUACUUGGCUGAAAGCGAUGGAUCCCCAGGAUCUUCAAAAUACUCAAGUGCCAAUUGCAACAACAGCUAAACUAGUAAAUAAAGUAAUUGAGCUUUUACCAGAAAACCAUGGGCAAUAUAGUCUAGCCUUACACCUCAUUGAUGCUGUGGAAGCCAUAUCUAUUCCUUCUUCAUGACAUUUAUCUUUUGGAUUAAUGAUAAUGAAAAGUCUAAAAUUGUGAUUAAAAUAUGAAUUAGUGCAUGGUUAUUUUACAGAGUAAGAACUGGAAUCUUAGGAAAGGAAUUUUUUUUUCUUGGUAAAAUAUAUUUAAAAAAUUACUUUUAAAAAGUGCAGUCCUGGCUAAAUUCCAUUCCUUUGGUUACUAUUGAAGAUAAAAUAUAAACAAAUAUUAAUUAUACCAUAAAUACUAAUAACAGAUGUUUUACUGGUUAUUUCUAGUUCAAGCACUUCAGUGGAUUUAUUGUUAAACUUCACUAUUUUAAAUUGGUUUUAAGUUACAGAUUAUGUUCUUACUAAGAUUCUAUAUUUCAUACUCAAAAUGUUGUUAUAAUUAAAUUUAAAUGUGUUCAUGUACAGCCCCCAUCAGGAGUCAGACAGACAUCCCACUCUCUUUUAAUAGAUGUUGGAGAAUGCUUUUGUUAUCAUGCUUAAUCCUGUCCUGGGCUGCCACCCGGGAGUUCUGGAUGCUGAUGGGGUUCCUUUCCCAGAGACUGUGCUGUUGCCAUCAGAGGGGGGUGACCUUGCUUGUGGAAGAAAAAUGGGUUCGAGAUCAUCAGUUUUCAUUAGAAGAGACACUAAAGAGAACCCUUAACCUGUUGUACUUGCCAAAAGUGAGAAUCUGAGAUGCAGGAUCAACAAUGCAAAAUUAAAUAUAAUGUAAGUUCAAGGUUUGCUUUUUGCCAAGGUUCAAAGUUAUAUACACAUCUGGUAAUUGUAAAAAUGUAUUAUUUUGUAAAACUUGUGUAAAAAGCAAAAAAGGCAGAGAAGCUGAAAAUUUUAAGCCCAACUUUAUUUUUCCUAUAAGUAUUUAGAAAUGUCUCCUUCUGGGAUUUGGUAAUGUUACCUGUCUGUCCUUGGGAACAGUAUAGAAAAUGCUUAGUGAUAUUACAGCUUUAGCAAACCUACCUCACAACUGGAUUGAGAGGAUAAAAUACAACUAAUUUUGUACCCUAUAGUGCCUAGAGCAGUCCAAGUACUGAAUAAAUAUUUCUUGAUUAAAAUCAAAUUAACCAAACCUUGGAAAAGUGCUCUGCGCUCUACAAAUACCAAGUAUUUACUGUGGCAUUUCUUUGGAAUGUAGCCAUACAAUGCAAUUAUUGGUGUCUUGAAUUACAAUUGUUAUUCAUACUAACUCAUGUGAUACAGAGGUUUGUUUCUUCACUUCCUUGAAAGAAGCUAGCUCUAGUAAUUGUACAAGGUUGAGGAGUAUGUCUUUCAGAGACAAAAAGAAAAAAUGUGUGAUGCGUGGGGAUAAUUUGCUUUGAAUUCUUUUUAACUAAAAGCUCACCUCCAGAUAAGAACUUACCUGUUUUAGAACUUAAUUACUACUUAAGUAACUAUCAAAUUUAAAAUCUUGACAGGUAAAUUUUUAAGAUGCCUUGAGUAUUUGGAGUGGAGCCUGUAUGUCUGAUUGAGGCACACAUUUUGUAUAGUAGUAGCACUGAAAAGGGCUGUAAGCCAAUCCAGCCUCCCAGCCUCUGCUUGAAUCCCCAUGAUUUCUUCUAAACCUGUCUAGCUUUAUAUAAAAAGUCACUUAUUACAGGUGUUCUAAGAAAUUAGCUGCCUGUGAUUUUUCUAAACGCUCUAAAUGCCCUUAUGUAUAUGAUACGAAGCUGGUCAAAGAAAGUUGGAAUUUUAGGCAGUUUUAAAAAUUAAAUCCUCACUUGGUUCCAUUAUCACUUUUUUUGGAAUACCUAUUAAGCAUUUUAGAUAACAAAUCUGGUUAAGCUUAUUAUGGUAGGACACAUAUUCAAAUCUGGGUAUAGUUGAGAGUAUUAAAAAGCUGAAAUAUGGCCCAAAGAAGCAUAACACAAAUCAUUGAUUUUUAGGAUUUGUAAUCCUAAAACUUAACAUGGAUAGAAUUUGAAAAUUCUGAGUUGUCUGGUUAAGAAUAAUAGUUGAAUAUUUUACUUUUUCAUCGAGGGCUCUAAAAUCUGAUAGGAAGAAAGAAAACUAAAAACCCAUGUAUGCAUUCUGUAACAACAAAGAGCCAGAAACAAACAAAUUAAAUUUUAUGUCAAAUGGGUGGUUUCUGAAAGAAAGGGUGUGUUGCACUUACUGAUGGGAAGCCAAUUCCCAGUAGUGGUUUUCUGAAUUUAUUCUUACCUCCCUUCACCUUUCUUUAUUAGCAUUAAAUAUACAUUCUUAUACCUUGUUUAAAUUAAUUCCACUGUAUAAUGUUAGAGGAAAAUAAAUAAAAGUGUUCAAAUAAUCAAAACUUCUAUAGCAAGGGUUGUGUUUGAAGAACAAGAGGGGCCAGGUUAGAUGUAGAGAUAUAGCACCAAGCUUCUAAAUGCUUCAUCCUUUUGCAAAAAAGAAGAGUUUCACCUUUGUUAUAAAAAUUCAUCUACAGUCAAAAGAAACAGUUAAAAAAAAAAAAAAAAAACCACAAUUGCAAUUUAAAAUCACGGAAAAC